AUGGCUUCAUCCAGUUCAUACAACUGUCCCUGUGCAGCCUGCAAGUUCUUGAGGAGAAAAUGCAUGCCAGGUUGCAUUUUUGCACCAUACUUCCCACCAGAGGAGCCACAGAAAUUUGCAAAUGUGCACAAGAUAUUCGGCGCAAGCAACGUUACCAAGCUCCUCAAUGAGCUUCUCCCUCACCAAAGGGAGGAUGCAGUGAACUCCCUUGCCUAUGAAGCCGAAGCCCGGGUCCGGGAUCCAGUCUACGGCUGCGUUGGCGCCAUCACGUUCCUCCAAAGACAAGUCGAGCGCCUUCAGAAGGAACUCGACGCAGUUAAUGAAGACUUAAUUCGCUACGCGUGCAAUGAUAUUCCGACCGGUUUACCUGCCACUCAAGGAGUUAAUUCACUUCAUUCCAUGGCGGCAGCGCCCCGCCAGAGACCGGUAAGGACUAGCAAUGAAAGUGGUAGCGGCUUCCAUCAAACACCUUCAAACUUCCACUACCCAUAUCCUUUUCCAUGGAAUGAUCAUAACCCUUCUGGUAAUAUAUAUGGAGGAGGGGUAGAUGGAAAUAUUUAA
Molecule: messenger RNA, 561 nt
Organism: Fraxinus pennsylvanica
Lineage: Eukaryota; Viridiplantae; Streptophyta; Magnoliopsida; Lamiales; Oleaceae
Source: the annotation of a GenBank genome assembly